Gryllus bimaculatus (two-spotted cricket) is the source of this 1504-nucleotide messenger RNA. NCBI's taxonomy places the organism in Eukaryota, Metazoa, Arthropoda, Insecta, Orthoptera, Gryllidae. The record is from the annotation of a GenBank genome assembly.
AACCUCUCCCAUCUACUACGUGGCGUUCCACCGCACUCCCAAGAUGUCCACGUAUCUCCUGGCGUUCAUCUUGUACGAGGAAGCCUCCUUCACGAAGACGGACCAAGUGUUGCGCCCCGGCAACCCCGUGCCGUACAGCACGUGGGGCCGCAGACGCAUGCUGGAGGAGGACAGCGCCGGCCAGCUCAGCCAGGUGGAAGGCCCCGCGGCCAUCGACUUCCUCGAGCGCUACACGGGCAUCAAGUACAACGCCACCAUGACCAAGAUGGACAUGGCCGCCAUCCCGGACUUCGCGUCCGGCGCCAUGGAAAACUGGGCGCUCGUCACCUACCGCGAGGUGUCGCUGCUCUACAAUCAGAAGUGGUGGAGCAGCAUCUGGCUGAACGAGGGCUUCGCGCGCUACCUGCAGUACCUGGUGGUGCACGAGCGCUACCCGAACUGGCGCAUGCUGGAGCGCUUCGUGCUGGACGAGCAGAUGGGCGUGUUCGGGGUGGACGCCGACGAGGGCGCCGCCCCCAUCACCGACGACACCUGGCAAAAAAAAGAUGAUCAUCGACACCCUGAACGGACUAGAAGUGGAGCAAUUCUGCGGCAGAUCCGCAACGUCAUGGGCGAGGAAAACUUCAUAGCUGGUGUCCAAGCCUAUUUGAAAGCUAGGUACUUGGCCGAUGCCACGCCAGACCACCUCUUCGACGAGCUGGUCAAGGUGAAUAAGGAAGAGGUGACCAAGCUCAACAACGACCAGCUGAAGGCGGCGCUGACGGCGUGGAGCGAGACGGCGGGCUACCCGGUCAUCACGGUCACCCGGGAAGGCAACUCGUUCAACGUGUCGCAGGAGCGGUUCCUGCUGACCGGAACCGAGAGUUCGCCCUCGACGUAUCCGGUGUAUCUGACGUACUACUCCAGAGCCAACGAGACGGUACCCACGGAGCCGGUACCUCCGCAGAGGUGGCUAAGGGUUGAAGACAGCUCCAUCGUCUUCGAAAUUGAAAACAUUUCCAGCAGCGACUGGGUGCUCUUCAACGUCUUCCAGGGCGGCUACUACCGCGUCAACUACGACGAGGCGUCGUGGGAGCGGCUGGGCGCGGCGCUGGACGGCGGGCCCGAGGCGCUGGCGCGCGUGGCGCCGCUGGACCGCGCGGCCGUCGUGGACAACGCGCUGGCCCUCGCGCGCGCGGGCCGCCUGCCCUACAAGCGCGCGUUCGCCCUGCUGCGCUUCCUGCGCCACGACACGGCCUUCGAGCCCUGGGCGGCGGCGCGCGCCGCGCUCGCGCACCUGCAGCGCAUGGUCGGCGACCAGCCCAAGUUCCAGAAGUUCGUGUGGUACAUCGUGGAGAAAGCGUACAACGCAACGGGCUUCGACGAGGGCCCCUGGGACGCCCACCUGGACAAGGUGCACCGCACCAACGUGCUCUCCCUGGCGUGCAGCUCCGGCUACGAGCCCUGCCUGGCUGAGGCGCGCCGCCGCCUGCUGCAGCACCUCUCCUACUUGCCCCUCGCGUGA